AGUAAAACCGAGGAAAAAGAAGCUCAAACUUAAAUGCCCUUUCAAAGCCGACCGGUUACGCCGUAGCCGAACAUGUCCGCCACAAGAUAUCGCCGGUUUUUAAAACUGUGCGAGGAAUGGCCGCGGGAUGAGUCGAAGAAAGGUCGGGAUUUGGGGACGUUCCUCCGUCAGAGGGUAGCGCACGCCUUCCGCGAGGGGGAAAACACGCAGAUUUCAGAUCCGGAGAAGUGCGACCAGAUGUAUGAAAAUUUGGCCCGUAUCAACAGUAAUGUAUACAGAGAGAGAUUCCCUCGAGUAAGAGACACUAGCUUUACCGGCGUUACAGUGGAAGAAUGUAAACUGCUUUUGUCAGGAAGUAUGCAGCAGAUGGAUGAGGAAAAGAAAGGUUUGUGGAAGACGUUAAUGGAGCGAUUCUCCUCGAAGUCGCCAGAAGAUGGUCCGGCGAAGGCUCCUGAAAAAUAGCAUUUUCCACUGCAUUCUCUUUUCAUCCUGUUUUAGAAAUAAAGCUUGUCAUCGGUACCGCGGCUUCAUGUUUUCAUGACAUGCUUGAGGCGUAAUGGCGCUCACCAAGAGAUUCUAGACUAUUAGUUUUUGAAUGUUGUAACCAACAUCGCUUCAGUUAAUACAUUGCUUCAGUAAUGUAAUAAAGCUGUAGAUCAUAUACUGUAUGUUUUAAGUAAGCCUUAGCAUCAGCGGUCCGAAUGACCUCGCUUGAAAGCAGGCCCAACGUCUUCCAAGUAGGGCUAGCGUAAGUUCAAUUUCCAGUUAUCGCUUUGAAUAAAAGCUCUCCAUU
Messenger RNA from Lampris incognitus (smalleye Pacific opah), 793 nucleotides. Its product is annotated as ubiquinol-cytochrome-c reductase complex assembly factor 2. Gene Ontology annotation, biological process: mitochondrial respiratory chain complex III assembly. The coding region runs from base 73 to 462 and encodes 129 amino acids. The record is from RefSeq and is a predicted model, not a curated record. The transcript has 4 exons. Gene Ontology annotation, cellular component: mitochondrial matrix. NCBI's taxonomy places the organism in Eukaryota, Metazoa, Chordata, Actinopteri, Lampriformes, Lampridae.